Thamnophis elegans (Western terrestrial garter snake) is the source of this 2509-nucleotide messenger RNA. Its product is annotated as cysteine sulfinic acid decarboxylase-like. Gene Ontology annotation, cellular component: cytoplasm. Bases 181 to 1662 code for a protein of 493 amino acids. Gene Ontology annotation, biological process: carboxylic acid metabolic process. Gene Ontology annotation, molecular function: sulfinoalanine decarboxylase activity; pyridoxal phosphate binding. Lineage: Eukaryota; Metazoa; Chordata; Lepidosauria; Squamata; Natricidae. The transcript has 15 exons. The record is from RefSeq and is a predicted model, not a curated record.
GUUUCUUUUGCUGAAAAUAGUUAGCAGAGGUUGUGACCAGCGGAAGGAGCGGGGGCUCAUCCCUCUGCCUUUUGAAAUAAUUCAUCUGUAGGGUGCAGUGGAAACUUCCUGGGACGGAGAAAGCCAGAGGCAGCUCACCUGACUCCCAUUCAACAAGAGAAGGAGGAGGUCUGCUUGACAAUGGCAACAGAAGAUUCUUUGUCGUCACCUGGCUUGGAUCGGGUAGCUGGUGAGAAGUUCCUGCAGGAAGCCUUCCAGAUCAUGCUUGAAGAAGGGAUUCAAAAAGGGAUGGAUGUCUCUGAAAAGGUGUGUAUUUGGAAGGAACCUGAGGAACUGCAGCAAAUUCUGGACCUGAAUCUAAAAGACAAUGGAGAGCCACAUGAAAAGUUGCUGGAACGCUGUCGGGAUAUUAUCAAAUACAGCGUGAAAACAUGUCAUCCACGCUUCUGCAAUCAGCUAUUUUCUGGGCUUGAUCCCCAUGCUCUGGCUGGACGGAUGAUCACAGAGAUGCUCAACACUAGUCAAUACACGUAUGAGAUUGCACCUGUGUUUGUCUUGAUGGAGGAGGUGGUGCUGAAGAAGCUGCGAAAGUUGGUUGGCUGGGAAAAAGGUGAUGGACUCUUCUCCCCUGGAGGGUCCAUAUCCAACAUGUAUGCCAUGAAUGUGGCACGGUAUCACCGUUUCCCAGACUGCAAGCAGAAGGGGCAUUGGGCAAUACCAAAGCUGGCAGUGUUUACGUCAGAAGAGUGCCACUACUCCAUCCAAAAGGGAGCAGCUUUUUUGGGCAUCGGCACGGACAAUGUCUACCUUGUAGCAGUGGAUGAAAAAGGGAAAAUGAUCCCUGCUGAUCUAGAGAAAAAGAUCAACCAGGCCAAAUCAGAGAGAGCACUCCCCUUCUUUGUCAAUGCCACCUGUGGCACCACUGUCCUGGGAGCUUUUGACCCCCUGCCUGAAAUUGCAGAGGUGUGCACAAGACACAAACUCUGGUUCCAUGUGGAUGCAGCCUGGGGUGGCAGUGCUCUCUUCUCCCAAAGACACCGGCAUCUUCUGGAUGGGAUUGAAAGGGCUGAUUCAGUGGCUUGGAAUCCACACAAAAUGCUUAUGACUGGGCUUCAGUGUUCUGCCUUCCUGGUCCGGGAUAACUCUGGACUAUUACAGAGAUGCCACUGUGCCCAAGCUACCUACCUCUUCCAGACGGACAAGUUCUACAACAUAGCUUAUGACAGGGGGGACCAAACCAUCCAGUGUGGACGCAAAGUGGAUUGCUUUAAGUUGUGGUUGAUGUGGAAGGCCAACGGCAGCAAAGGCUUGGAGCAGAGAGUGGAUAGGGCCUUUGCUUACACUAGGUAUCUAGCUGAUGAAAUUAAGAAGAGAGAAGGCUUUCAGCUAGUGAUAGAGCCAGAGUUCAUCAAUCUCUGUUUUUGGUAUGUUCCUCCCAGUCUGCAAGGGCAGGAAGGCUGCACUGAUUACUGGGUGAAACUGGAGAAGGUAGCUCCACUGAUUAAGGAGCAGAUGAUGAAGAAAGGUUCCAUGUUGGUGGGCUAUCAGCCACAUGGCAAAAAGGUGAACUUUUUCCGCCAGGUGGUCACCAAUCCAGCAGUCACCAGAAAUGACCUGGAUUUCUUCCUUGAUGAAAUUGAGAGGCUUGGCAGAGAUCUAUAGAUUGUGUACAAUGCAGAUUGGAAGAGUUAUGUAUAUGGUUCAAAAGCAGACAUCACCUUACUUCCAAUCACCGCGCACCAGUCUUGAAAUGGCUUGGAAGCUACACUUCUCCAACCAUGCACAGGGACCCAUGAGCAGAUCCAACUGGUGCAUGGUCUUUUUGCUGCUAUUAAACCAUUUUACAAACAUGUUGUGAAGAUGUAACAGUAACGUAUGCGCUCCACCACUUUUUUUCUCCCCUAUUUCUGUAAUUGUGGGUGUGUUCCAAAAUUAGAGCAAACACGUGCUUUAAUUUCUUCACUGCCAACAAGGAAAGUUUAGGACUUUCAAACAUGAGCUCUAAAAUCCAACAGCCACUAAGUAGCAGCAAAUAGAUACAGACAAUUCAACCUCUUUGCUGCUAGCUAGUAGCUUGGAGUUUUGCAGUUCGGAAAGUGUAGCCCUUGAGAAAUUGUAACUUUCUAGUGAUUAUAUAUUCUGGCUUCAUUUGUCCGAAUCAUCUUUUUUUCCAUAGGUUUCUGAUAUACCUUUCUGUAGCCCUUUUCUUCUUGAAGAGGAACAGCUGGAGAAAAAUAAUGCUGUUUUAAGGGUUUAGCAGAGCAAGAGCAUCUUUGCUUCUCAAGCUCUGCUUUGAUUAUAUGUUGCUGGAUCUUAAGGAUUCAGUCUCCAUGAGGAUUUGCUCUAACCUGGUCUGUGGUUUCCCAAUGGUAUAUCCCCCCAAUUUCUACUUGCUGCUUCAUUGUGAAUCGGGGCUGUUCUGGGGGGGACGAUUGAAGAAUAUUGGGAGUAUAUGCCAAGAGUAUACAGUACUGUGCAAAAGUUUUAGGCAGGUGUGAAAAAAUGCUGU